CGGGAACCAAUGAGAUGUCACCAGUAGCGCCGCUGCCUGACCACCAAGAUUGACGUGGAAGACACGUCAAAUUGAUCAGAACAAACUGCAGCCAGAUAACUUAGAGCGAUUUUGCUCUGAUCAGAUAAAGAUCGCUCUUGCGCUUUUGCGGUGCGACUGGAGUUGUUGUGCAGUCAGAAGGAAGGCGCAGUGCUGGGAGGAAGAGCCUCUUUAGCGCACGACCCUCCUCCUGAUCUGGAUCUCUGCAAAAGAAACCCCCCCUCAUCCCAUGUCUAUCUGAGUCGCUACAUUUCUGCAGAGCAGCCUUGCGAUUCCCUAGUGCAGAGCGGAAUGGAACAAACAUACGGCGAAGUGAACCAGCUGGGAGGUGUGUUUGUGAAUGGACGACCCCUGCCCAAUGCGAUCAGGCUGAGGAUCGUGGAACUGGCGCAGCUGGGGAUCAGGCCGUGUGACAUUAGCCGGCAGUUGCGCGUCUCCCAUGGAUGUGUCAGUAAGAUCCUGGCCAGGUACAACGAGACAGGCUCCAUCUUGCCCGGGGCAAUCGGAGGCAGCAAGCCCAGAGUCACCACCCCCAACGUGGUCAAGCACAUCAGGGACUACAAACAGGGCGACCCCGGCAUCUUCGCUUGGGAGAUCCGAGACAGACUUCUGGCAGACAACGUGUGCGACAAGUACAAUGUUCCAUCUGUCAGUUCCAUCAGUAGGAUAUUAAGGAAUAAAAUAGGCAACCUUUCUCAGCCAAAUCAGUACGACAGCCCCAAGCAUCACCAAUCAUCCCAGCCGACGUUACCUUACAAUCACCUCUAUCAGUAUCCCUACCCCAAUCCCAUCUCCCCUGGCUCUACUAAAGUGUCAGCUCAUCACCCAGGGGUGCACAUGCCCACGGGACACAUCAACCUUGCCAGGCAUUGGCCAUCGGCUCAUUCUGUCAACAACAUUCUGGGAAUCCGCAUGGAACAAAGCCCUUUUGCCGGCACCGAGGGCUCUGUCUAUUCUCAAAAAAUGGAAGACUGGGCCAGCGUCAAUCGAUCAGGUUUCCCUGGCAGCCAGAACAUGAACGGCCUAGAGAAAUCUGUGGUGGAGGCUGAUAUGAAAUACCCACAGUCCGCCUCAGGUCUCUCUACAGUGGGCAGCUUUGUUUCAGCCUGCGCCUACCCUACCAGCAACCAGUAUGGCGUUUAUGGCCCCCCAGGAACUGGCUACGUCACGCCAGCAGGACACCAUUGGCAGACACAGGGCAGUCCUCUCGGGCCCGGCGUGACGGUACAUGGAGGAGACAUCGCAUCCCCCGUGACAUUCAAACACCCAGUCAGGGAAGUGGUGAACAGGAAACCCAACAGCCCCAUCAUAAAAAUCCCAGAGACCUUGAGUAAUGUACAUGGACUUCCAAUCCCAGCUUCAUCCUCUUAACCACUGCCAGGCACCAGCAAGUGACUCUAAGGUGGCAGCACCCACGCACGCGCCUUUCACAAACUGCUGCAGCAAUAUCAUGUCACGACUGUCCCUUUGGCUGCAGAAAGUCUGAAUUUGGAUCUGGGUCCUACAAUCACAGACGACAUUCCACACCAAGAAGAGGGGUGACUAAAAGAAUGAACCUUGCGUGAGAUGCUUCAUCUGGACUGUGAUACAGUUGAUGAGAAUUUACCCAACUCCUUCUCUUUGUUUAUUGUCACAUUACUUCCUUCUUUCUCUUUCAGUGUAUUUUUUUUCCACCUUCUCACACAAAUAUUUGGCCUCUGGCCCUUCAUCUCUUUUGAAAAUCCUUGGGAAAGGCUGGCAAAGGAUGAUGGGAGCUAUAGUUUAGCAACAGCUAAGGGUCCCAUGCUCAUCGCUCUUCUACAAUUACAAUUAUGUGUAUAUAUAUAUAUACACACACACACACACAGCAACAUGUACAAUUGCAGCUGGGUCCAUUGUGGUGUCUUUUAUUUAAAUACACUGAUAUUUAAUUCUUGCUAGGGGAGUCUUCCGUUUUUGUUUUUUGUUGUUUUUUUUUUCCAAAUAUUUGGAAUAAAAUAUAUGAUGCAAUGAUGUGAAACAAUCUUUGUGAGUGUAAUGUAUAGCUAAGAUUGUAAAUGUACAAAUAAAUAAAUAACUCCA
Xenopus laevis (African clawed frog) is the source of this 2100-nucleotide messenger RNA. RefSeq names its product paired box protein Pax-1 (gene pax1.L). The transcript is spliced from 5 exons. The record is from RefSeq and is a predicted model, not a curated record. NCBI's taxonomy places the organism in Eukaryota, Metazoa, Chordata, Amphibia, Anura, Pipidae. Bases 331 to 1410 code for a protein of 359 amino acids.